Molecule: messenger RNA, 660 nt
Organism: Budorcas taxicolor (takin)
Lineage: Eukaryota; Metazoa; Chordata; Mammalia; Artiodactyla; Bovidae
Gene: RAB3C
Product: RAB3C, member RAS oncogene family
Exons: 4
Coding region: 1-660 (219 amino acids)
Biological process (GO): regulation of exocytosis; protein secretion; protein localization to plasma membrane
Cellular component (GO): endosome; synaptic vesicle; plasma membrane
Molecular function (GO): GTPase activity; GTP binding
Source: RefSeq, a predicted model, not a curated record
AUGGCCUCUGCCCAAGAUGCCAGGUAUGGCCAGAAAGACUCCUCUGAUCAGAACUUUGACUACAUGUUCAAGCUGCUUAUCAUUGGCAAUAGCAGUGUGGGGAAGACAUCUUUUCUCUUCCGUUACGCAGAUGACUCCUUUACAUCUGCGUUCGUCAGCACAGUUGGGAUCGAUUUCAAAGUCAAAACUGUAUUCAAAAAUGAAAAGAGAAUUAAGCUCCAGAUUUGGGACACAGCAGGCCAGGAAAGAUACAGGACUAUCACCACAGCCUAUUAUCGUGGGGCCAUGGGCUUUAUUUUAAUGUAUGACAUCACAAAUGAAGAAUCCUUCAAUGCAGUACAGGACUGGUCAACUCAAAUCAAAACAUAUUCAUGGGAUAAUGCCCAGGUUAUCCUGGUUGGGAACAAAUGUGACAUGGAAGAUGAGCGAGUCAUCUCAACCGAGAGGGGCCAACAUUUAGGAGAACAGCUUGGAUUUGAAUUUUUUGAAACAAGUGCCAAGGAUAACAUUAAUGUCAAGCAGACAUUUGAGCGUCUCGUGGAUAUCAUCUGUGACAAGAUGUCUGAGAGCCUGGAGACAGAUCCAGCCAUCACUGCCGCAAAGCAGAACACAAGACUCAAGGAAACCCCUCCUCCACCGCAGCCCAACUGUGGCUGCUAG